AUGAUGAAUUACACUACAAGUGUCAUCAGAUAUCCAAGGGAGGCUACAAUUUUUGCAGCUUGUUGUGCCAUAGUGUUUUGUGUCGUAGGGGUAAUAGGAAACUCUGUGACUGUAUUGGCUUUAAUCCGAUGCCCAAAACUCCGAGUCCACGCUACAACAGCAUUUGUUCUGUCUCUGUGCUUAUCGGACUUGAUAUUCUGUUCGAUCAAUCUUCCUCUGACUGCAGCCAGGUACAUCUACGAAGCCUGGAUUCUAGGAGAAGCUUUGUGUAAGCUGUUUCCGGUGCUUUUCUAUGGCAACGUCGCUGUUUCGGUACUCAAUAUGGUGGCUAUUACGUUGAACAGGUACGUUCUCAUAUCAUGUCAACAUUACUACAACAUAUUAUUCUCGAAGUCUGCCAUAUGGAUACAACUUUUCUUCAUAUGGGGUAUCGCAUUUCUCUUGAUGGUACCACCGUUACUGGGAAUGUGGGGCCAGCUCGGCUUGAAUCCGUCGACAUUUUCCUGCACAAUUUUGAAUAAGAAUGGAAAGUCGCCGAAAAAUAUGAUAUUUUUGGUUGGCUUCAUUCUACCAUGUGUUGUCAUCAUUUUGGCAUACUCAUGCAUAUACUACAGUGUCCGAAAAUCCAGAAAGAAAUUGAGAUCCCAUCAACCGAUUUCUGAUAAAAGAAGCGGACGUCGGGAGAAAGACGACAGCAGAUUGACAAAACUGAUGGCGAUUAUAUUCGUAUGCUUUCUGACUUGCUUUUUCCCUCUGAUGUUGGUGAAUGUAUUCGACGAUCACGAAAUCAGAUAUCCGGUGGUGCAUGUCCUCGCAUCUGUCAUGGCUUGGGCAUCCAGCGUCAUCAAUCCGUUCAUAUACGCUGCCAGCAACAGACAGUACCGAUCUGCGUACUCCAAACUGUUCAGGAUAGUCAAGUCGAGCGUCGUUUUUUCGGACUCGAAACAGCCCUCGAACAAUUUCAGACCUGAUAGGAAUUCUGUAACGUAUAAACCCAGUGUCGCAAGUGACAUGUGA
This is a messenger RNA of Phaedon cochleariae (mustard beetle), 1017 nucleotides long. The record is from the annotation of a GenBank genome assembly. NCBI's taxonomy places the organism in Eukaryota, Metazoa, Arthropoda, Insecta, Coleoptera, Chrysomelidae.